ACUUGGUAUUUUUUUAUUUUUAACAACACAAAUUCGACGAAAACGCCUCUUUUUAUAUAGACUUCGUAGUUCUAACGGUUUAAUCCGCAAAUACCAAUAUUUUAUCACAUAGUGGCUUUUUUACCUAACUUUUUGUCCAUAAAAAAUUGUAAAUAAUGCAUAGUAAUAAUAACUACGUAAUCGAGUUACGAUUCGUGUAUGAUAUUUGACCAUCUAGGUAAUAUAUAUUGAUGGAGAAUUUAGUUUGAUCUUUAAAUUUGGCGGGAAUGUUACCGGCAAAUGUUUUAUUCGGUAUCUCUUUGUUAAAGAAAUUGUACUAAUUUUUUGUUUUUGUGUAUCUUUCAAAAAUGGAGAAAAUUAAUAUGAAUAUUUUAACCGUAAAAGAGAACAACGAUGAUAACACCGAUAAUAUCAAGAACGUAAUAGAUGAUAAUAGUUCAUCAAGUGUAAUAAGUGAAUCGUCCGAUAAUAAAACUGCAAUUUAUACCGAACAAAAUAAUAAUUUAUUUGAAGUUAAGGCAGGGAAACGAAAGAGAAGUCAAGAAGAGAGUGCUGAAGAGCUUAAAGAGAAACGUAUAGCACAGGAGAAAUAUGAUAAAGAAUUACACGAACAAAGAUAUAAACGUUUGAUGCAUCUUUUAAAUCAAAGCCAAGUUUAUGCUACUUGUUUGCUGGAUAAGAUUUCUUUUGCUUUAUCGGAAGUAAAGACGGAUAAUGAAAAGGAGAAGAAAGAAAUAUCGGUUACGAAUGAAAAUAUACCACUGCAAAAAAAAAAGAAAAGAAAUGUUAAACAAGAAUAUGAUAUAAGACAAUUUGUUACGACCAAGAUUAAAAGCACAUUAAAAAAUAAAUUGAAUUUAAGUGAAGAAGAAAUAGCAGAUGAAUUGUUAAAUUCUGAUGCUCAAAGUCAAGAAGAAAUUAUUGAAUUUCCCAAAUAUUUUAAUGGUUCUUUAUAUAGUUAUCAGAAAGAUGGCCUGGAAUGGUUAAAAGUACUCUACGAGAAUGGAUUAAAUGGUAUUUUAGCCGAUGAAAUGGGACUUGGAAAAACAAUUCAAGUAAUAGCAUUGAUAUGUCAUCUUAUAGAGAAGCGACAAUCUGGGCCUUAUUUAAUAAUUGUACCACUUUCUACAUUGCCAAAUUGGAUUUCUGAAUUUUCUAAGUUUGCCCCAUCUUUACCAGUUGUAGUAUUUUAUGGCUCAGGAUCUGUAAGGAAAUCUCUCCGUAAAAAAAUUACCCAAUCUUAUCACAUUAUGGAUGGAUUUAAAACACCACCUAUUGUAUUGUGCACAUUUGAAACGCCAAUACAAGAAAGUAAUUUUAUUUCCAACAUAAAUUGGAGAUAUAUAAUUAUAGACGAGGGUCAUAGAAUUAAAAAUUAUAAUUGUCUAUUAGGAAAGAUUUUAAGAACAUUUAAAUCUAUGAACCGUCUUUUAUUGACUGGUACACCGCUUCAAAAUAAUCUAUCUGAAUUGUGGUCACUUCUUAAUUUUUUAUUACCAGAUAUAUUUAACGACCUGACUGUUUUUGAAUCCUGGUUUAAUGUUAAGGAAAUACAGAGUAUGGAUGGUAAAGAAAAAAUUUUAAAACAAGAAGAAGAAAAGCAAGUUUUAUCAGCGUUAAGGAACAUUUUGAAGCCGUUUGUUUUAAGACGUGAAAAGGCAGAUGUCAAUAUAAAUAUUCCAUCUAGAAAAGAAGUUAUUGUUUAUGCUCCACUCACUUGCUUGCAGCGUGAGUUAUAUAAAGCAGUUUUGAACAUUAGCCUUAAUAGCAAAAAACCUAAGGAAGAAUUUGUUUUGGAUAUAACAAAUGGCAUUAGACCUAAAAGAAAGUGCGUAUUAAAAAAUAUGUAUAAAAAUUCAAAUGAUUCGACAUCUUUUGUAUCAGAAAAAGAAAAUAAACUAACAGAUCAGAUAGAAAGUAAACUUGAUUUAUGGAAAGGGCAUAUCAAUAUUACUGAUGAGAAUCGUGAUUUCUUACUUAAUAUAAAUUUAAAAAAUAAGGGAAUUGUAUAUAAAAAGAUUGUUAAUCAUCCGUAUUUGCUUUUGAAACCUUUGGAUCUAGCUAUUAUGCCAAGAAGUGAUUCAAACAAACUCAUCAAAUCUUCUGGCAAACUUAUGGUGCUGGAUGCAAUGUUAGCUAAGUUAAAGAGCCAAAGGCAUAAAGUUCUUUUAUUUUCAACAAUGACUACGAUACUCGAUUUAAUAGAAGAUUAUCUCGCAUUACGAAAUUAUAUCUAUCUUAGAUUAGAUGGGUCCGAUAAAUUAGAAGAUAGAGAUUUAAGGAUUAAGCAAUUUAACAGUGAUCAUAAAGUAUUUUUGUUUCUUAUCUCUACUAAAGCUGGUGGAACAGGAAUUAAUCUUGCAUCCGCCGAUACUGUGAUAAUAUAUGAUAGUGACUGGAAUCCACAAGUAGAUAUACAAGCGAUGGCACGUUGUCAUAGGAUCGGUCAAACCCGUCCUGUUGUAAUUUAUAAAUUAUGUACUAAAGGAACAAUCGAUGAAUCAAUCGUUUCACGUGCUCACGCUAAACGAUUAUUGGAAAAGAUGGUUAUAUCUAAAAAUUUGUGUAGUUCGAUAAAUAUGUGUACUGAAGAAAUGCUUAAGGAUUUGGAACAACUUUUAGAAUCAACUGAAUCUUAUUCCGUAACAUCUUCAGAAAAUGUAUACACGGAAGCAGAACUCAAUAAACUAAUGGAUAGAAGUGAUUUGGUAUGAUUUCGAUGUAAUAAUAAAAUUUGAUUGAUACAAACAAAUCUUAAUUAUACUCAACUCAACUAAAAUAUAAAGCAAUUUUUCAAAGAUAUUAAUUUUAUAAAACCAUAGUUCAAACUCGUACAAAUAUUAAAAUGGAUUUUCAUCUAUUUUGUUAUCGAUAAGCAUUAUAUUUAUUAAGUAUUUAUUUUGCAUGCUUUAAACAGCGAAUUUUUGUUGAAUUUGAAAACAAUCAAAUUCUGUUUAAUUUAACUUUUUUUUUUUUCUUGUUUCUAAGUGAUUAGUGAUUUAAUAUAUAAUACGAUAAGUUAUUAUUUU
This is a messenger RNA of Polistes canadensis, 3029 nucleotides long. RefSeq names its product lymphocyte-specific helicase-like. The transcript is spliced from 7 exons. NCBI's taxonomy places the organism in Eukaryota, Metazoa, Arthropoda, Insecta, Hymenoptera, Vespidae. Gene Ontology annotation, cellular component: nucleus; pericentric heterochromatin. Gene Ontology annotation, biological process: DNA methylation-dependent constitutive heterochromatin formation; negative regulation of gene expression via chromosomal CpG island methylation; lymphocyte proliferation. Gene Ontology annotation, molecular function: ATP binding; ATP-dependent chromatin remodeler activity; chromatin binding. The record is from RefSeq and is a predicted model, not a curated record. The coding region runs from base 348 to 2714 and encodes 788 amino acids.